Molecule: messenger RNA, 1053 nt
Organism: Fusarium keratoplasticum
Lineage: Eukaryota; Fungi; Ascomycota; Sordariomycetes; Hypocreales; Nectriaceae
Exons: 4
Coding region: 1-1053 (350 amino acids)
Molecular function (GO): catalytic activity
Source: RefSeq, a predicted model, not a curated record
AUGGCGCCGAUGCACCCCGACGAUGUUCCUUAUCCGUUCACGGUUGACACCGGCCAGCGAAUAGAGGCUCCACGUCAGAAUACAGGACCUGAAACUGCAACAUUGACUUUCCCCAAUGUUCGCGGUCGAUUCCCGUCUGCGCAGGCUUCACGGCUACGAUCGAUGACAUUGGAGGCAUACGCCGACAAGGGCAAGAUCCUCGCCGUCCCUUGCUCCUACGACGCUUUAUCAUCGCGACUUGUCGAGGAAGCUGGUUAUCCCAUGCUAUUCUUGUCUGGAUUCACCGUCGCGAGCACCCACGGGCUUCCGGAUACAGGCUACAUCGCGAUGCAAGAAAUGUGUGGUAAGAUCCAGGAAACAGUCCGCCAGACGUCAGUCCCUAUCAUGGUGGAUGGUGAUACUGGGUAUGGAGGGCCAUUGAAUGUCAAACGAACGGUUGAGAGCUUUGCGCUUGCGGGCGCGGCGGGCGUUAUGAUCGAAGACCAGACAUGGCCGAAGCGCUGUGGGCAUACGAAAGGAAAAUCGGUGGUAUCCCGCGAAGAAGCCUUCGCACGCAUCCAAGCCGCAUGUGAUGCCAGGGAUAACGGUCUUGAUAUUUUCAUCCUCGCCCGUACUGACUCCCUCAUAUUGGGAUGGGAUGAAGCCAUGUACCGUGCGAAGGAGUUUCAAAGAAUUGGCGUUGAUGGCAUCUUUAUUGAGGCUCUUCCCGAUCGUGCCGCCAUGAAGAAGGCCGUGGACGAAAUCAACAUGCCGAUGAUGGCUAACAUCAUUGAGGGAGGUUUAACAGAGAAUCUCUCAGCUCUGGAGCUAGCAGAGCUUGGAUUCAGCGUUGUCGCCUACCCAUUCACACUUGUCGCCGCUAAACUGCGAAGUAUUAGGGAAACAUUGAAGGCUCUUAAGGCAAGCUUGCCUGUAGGGCCUCCGCCCAUGAUUCUUUCCGCUGAGGAAGUCUGCAGAGGUGUAGGCUUCAACCAGUACUGGGACCUCGAACAGAAAUACGCUUAUACAACGAACGGACAGUCGGACAAGAAGAGGAAGGUGAAUGGCAGUUAG